UGCGAUCUAUUAAGCGAACUUUAGUCAUUUUAAACCUCACUAUAAAUUCAACAAUGUAUUAGGGUUUUACUGCAGUGGCCGUAUAAGCAACCCUAGCCGAUCAGAUCUCUCCUCUAUCUUUCCUUACACAGAGAGAUGGCCAAGUCGAAGAAUCACACCGCGCAUAACCAGUCGGCCAAGGCCCACAAGAACGGAAUCAAGAAGCCAAGGAGGCACCGUCACACCCCCACCAGAGGGAUGGACCCAAAGUUCUUGAGGAACCAGAGGUACGCAAGGAAGCACAACGUCAAGAGCGGCGAGAAUGCCACCACUGAAGACUAAGUUUUGUAUUCUCUCUGAGACUCUUUUAGUAGACAAGUGAACCUUUUUACCUUUAUCUGUUCGUUUGAUUAUGUUUCCGCAAAUGGUUUGUGCACUCUUUCAGUCCAGGCUUUAAUUUAAUAUCAGAUAUUUUAAAACUC
Messenger RNA from Raphanus sativus (radish), 461 nucleotides. RefSeq names its product 60S ribosomal protein L29-1. Gene Ontology annotation, biological process: cytoplasmic translation. NCBI's taxonomy places the organism in Eukaryota, Viridiplantae, Streptophyta, Magnoliopsida, Brassicales, Brassicaceae. Gene Ontology annotation, molecular function: structural constituent of ribosome. Bases 136 to 321 code for a protein of 61 amino acids. The record is from RefSeq and is a predicted model, not a curated record. The transcript is spliced from 3 exons. Gene Ontology annotation, cellular component: cytosolic large ribosomal subunit; ribosome.